This is a messenger RNA of Alnus glutinosa, 1540 nucleotides long. Its product is annotated as telomere repeat-binding factor 2. Gene Ontology annotation, biological process: nucleosome assembly. Bases 286 to 1170 code for a protein of 294 amino acids. Gene Ontology annotation, cellular component: nucleosome. The record is from RefSeq and is a predicted model, not a curated record. Gene Ontology annotation, molecular function: double-stranded telomeric DNA binding. The transcript has 7 exons. NCBI's taxonomy places the organism in Eukaryota, Viridiplantae, Streptophyta, Magnoliopsida, Fagales, Betulaceae.
CAAGAAAGAAAGGUCCAUGUUUUUCAAUCCUAUAUUUCGUCAAUAAAAAUCACAACUGUUCGAACAAAAUUUGGCUUAUAAUCCGAAAUGAUUAGCACGUGAAACCCACCUAUUUCUCUCUAAUUCUCUGCCACACCCCCCUCAGAUGUAAAAUUGAGAAUUGGAUUGUCUCAGAAUCUGUCCGUUUAUUUCUGGGUACAAAAGAUUUUGAUACGUUUUUGCGGCUGUUGAGGCGGCAGGAUCAACUUUUCAUAAUUUGUUCAAGAAGGGUUUUUUAGUUUGUUGAUGGGUGCUCCUAAGCAAAAAUGGACAGCAGAAGAAGAAGCAGCCCUUAAAGCUGGAGUCAUUAAACAUGGGGCAGGCAAAUGGCGCACAAUACUAACAGACCCGGAGUUCAGUGGCAUCUUACAUCUACGUUCGAAUGUGGAUCUCAAGGAUAAAUGGAGAAAUAUAAAUGUAACGGCAAUAUGGGGGUCAAGGCAGAAGGCCAAACUUGCACUUAAAAGGGAUCUACCAACCCCAAAACUUACUGAUAACACUAUGGUUCUGAGUACUGUACAUCAAGGUGAUGCAGAAAUUGUUGAUGCUAAGCCUCUUGCGAUUUCUAGAGGAACACUUCAGACUGCUGAUUCAAAAGAGCCGUUUGCAAGGUUGGAUAAGCUUAUAUUAGAGGCCAUUACCAAUUUGAAGGAGCCAAGGGGUUCUGACAGGGCUGCAAUUGCUUUUUACAUCGAGGAGCGAUACUGGGCACCACCAAAUCUCAAGAAACUAUUGUCCAUAAAGUUGAAAAAUAUGACAGCAAAUGGAAGAUUGAUCAAGAUAAAACACAAGUACAAGAUCGCACCAGGUUCGACAGCUUCUGAAAAAAGAAGAAGCUCUUCCUUGUUACUCCUGGAGGAAAGGCAGAAGGAUUCUUCCAGAGCAGAAAAGAGAGAGAUCAACAUCCUUACAAGAACCCAGGUCGAAGCAGAGCUGUCAAAGAUGAAGGGUAUGACUGCACAAGAGGCUGCAGCAGCUGCUGCACGAGCAGUUGCAGAAGCGGAAGCAGCUAUCGCUGAGGCUGAAAAGGCAGCAAGGGAAGCUGAAGCAGCUGAAGCUGAAGCAGAAGCAGCUCAGGUUUUUGCCAAAGCAGCAAUGAGCGCAUUGAAAUGUGGAACACUUCGUGCUUGAUUUUCAGAUGGUGUGAACUUCACAUAUGGAUAUGCAGAUCAUUGAAUGUGAAUUGUGCAUUGGGCUGAGCAUCAUACUGGUGCAGCUUUCGUGUUCUGCCGAUAUGUCUAUAACUGUAUAUAUGGCUAGGCUUGUAAAUCUGGGAGAUGGGAGAUUGAUCUGUGAUCUGUCUUUGCUAUUUCGGUGAUCUUUUUGUUAGGAUCUUAUAGCUAUUCCAAUUUUUUAGAACUAGAGUCUGAAGAGUAAUAGACUACUGAGAGAAAUACAUAUAGGGGGGACUUCAGGUGCGUAGGUAGAUAUAUAUUUAGAUGUUGUUGUGACUGUUGUUUUAGCCGGUGGAAAAGUAAAUGAAGAUAGAAACAUUUUCCAA